AUGGAACCGUCCGUGCUACAGCGAAUGCGUGGCCGACGUGCUCGUGCACAUACAUCUCAAGAAAGUUUAGUGAAGGAUUCGAGUUCCGAAGCAAGUCCUCGAGAUUCAGCUAUUGCUGAUCGACGUCGUCGACGACGUGCUCAACGAUCACCACAAACACAAGAGUACGAUAAUCAAGCAUACGAUGGCGAUGAUCGACCACUUCCACCAACCAUUGAGCGUGACAAUGACGAUGUGGACGAAGAAGAAGAAGAAAAUGUUCAAAAUGCUGAUCGAUUAGUGUCUCAUGUAGCAAAACAACAUCGUCGAGUUGUGAAUGAAGUGCAACAGCAGAGUAAGAAACCAAAGAAAAAAGGUCAAGCUCCCGCCGACGCUGACGACGAUCAAGCGGAUUUGAACGAACAAAUACGUGAACAACAAGAAAUCCUGUCGCGCCGUGUCGGCGAUACAGAUGAUGAACAGGUCUCACACGUCGAUUCGUUACCACCACCAUCGAGUACAGCACGUGGAAAAUCAUUGCAAGAUAUUCUUGAAUUGGCUAGAAAAUCGCGUACCAAGCCAACAACUGAUGAAAUAACUGUUGAUCCACUGUCAACAAUGGGCUCAUCUCGUCGUUUUGGAACGAGUAGUGAACUAAAACUGCAAAAGAUACUCCGUCGAAACGAUACACAAUUCGAUGCGUCUCAUAUAGCUUCACCCGAUCCUGGAGAUCGUUCAACACGUUUUGAUUACGACGCAACACGAGAUAAUUAUAUUCGACAGGAAAUCGAUGAAAAACAGAAGGGUCGAACACAUCGUUGGAAAGAGGCAGUGAAACAUCUGGAUAAUGUUCCAUUACCAUCUGACCAGGAGGAUUUCUUUCUGAAAGUGUGGCCAAGUGAAGCACCCGAAGAAAGAGAUAAAUCAACAGAGGCACCAGCAGGUGCUCGAGUUACUACUGCAGAUGCUGUAACCGGAGAAACACCGCAGACUACUACCGAAGCAGGACCAAUUGAUGAUCCAAUUUCUGUUCGCGAUAAAAGUCUGCCAGAAGAAAAGAGACCAUUGCUACCUAUCUUCGGAGAAGGUCAACCAACUCAAUAUCAACGAGCGGAUAUCCCACUGGAUGAAGACGAACAGCGUGAUACGGAAAUACAACGAUAUAAAUAUGUUGUUGGACAACCAGCAACGCUACAAGAGAAACUAGGCGUUGGUGCUGCUGAACCACGUUCACUUGAAGAGGAAGGCAUAUUCGUUGGCAAACGGCCUAUUGUUCCGAUCAAUUCGGUCCACCGCACAGAAAGACGUAUUUUACAAGAAUGUGCAGUAGCUAACAAGCCGUCGGAUCGUUGGUUUGGACCUGACGGAGCGAUUGUUUCAUUGCCGGAUCCAACGAAAUUCGUACCAACGCGACCAUUGAUCGAUGAUCUUUUCGAUCCAAUCUUAGGCAGAGAAUUCUGCAAAGCAUAUGUUAUGGACAAUAAAAGCCGUGUAGCGAAUGAUCCGAUCGGAUCCGAUCGAUACCGUUUGGACAUCGAUCUAGGCACAGUGACGUUUCUUCAUCAUCAUUUUAUGAGCAUUGAACAUGUUUUCGCUAUGAAAUUGAAACAGAUGUAUGAACAUUAUACUGUUCGUUGUCAACAACGUAUUGUUCAACAACUAUCUGAUAAAAUCAAAGCAUUGAAAAGUGCGGAAAAUAAUUGUCGAGCACUAUACGAACAGAAUCGAUAUUCCAGUUCAUCAUUACCGGAAGAACUGUACAAUCGUUUGAUUAAUUAUCAGAGUGAACUUCGACAAACACGUAAUCAACGCUGUAACGAAAUGAAAUUGGACCGACAGUUACUUCAACGUCUGUUGGACACUUGGAAGAAAAUCAAAGAAGUUCGUCGUAAUUAUAAAUAUACGACAACAUCCGUCAGACUUCUAAUUAAACAAAAAUCAGGGAUAAAACCAAAACAUUAUGAACAGAUGCAACGAGAAAUCGAAGAAGAAAUCGAAGAUGAAAUUGCAUUGGCAGAUGAGCAGUUUCGCCGAGAAAAAGAAGUCCACGCUCAGAUUGUGAAAAAACGAAAAUUACAAGCAAUACGAAAAAAAGAGGCAAGAAAGCGUGUCGAUAAAAAGCGAAAUCGUGAUAUGACAGCCGAUGGAACUGGCGAUGGGGAUUUCAAUCAAGAUGAUAUAACGAUUCUCAAUGAAGAAGAUAUUAUCGUACCAGAAAAACCUGAACCUCGUAAGCCGGAUGAGAUUCGAACAACCAUACUGGCUAAAUAUCAAAACGCAAUUCGACCUGCAGAUGAACCAGAGAUUCUUCUUGAACUUGUCUACUCCGAACAAAUAUCAACUGAUUCGGAAUGCACUGCUCGAGAACGAGCGCGUCGACACCAAGCUCAAACAGCUUCGAAUAUUAUCGUUCGUAUUGUUAUAAACGACAAAAUAGCAGUAGAUACACCACCAAUGCCACUAACAAGUGAUUUCGAAACGCAUAUUAGUCAAGUUUUUCCAUGUUACGUUGUUCGAACACCCGACACAAUCAAAAUUCAAUUAUACGAAUCUUCAACACGAUUACGUUCACCUCUAGCUGAACUUUACUUACCAAUUCCAGAGGCGACCAUCACCACUGAAAACUAUCAACUACAGCCAGUUGAAUUUAGUUCCAAUGUACUACGACAAUUCAAUCCAAAUCAAACUACGGCUAUCGGGGCGGGAAUUCCUACACCUAUCGAAAUCGAUGAUAAAGAACGUAUCUAUCUGAACAUUGAGGGUAUUGUUAAUGCAGGUGUCGCGUGGGGAGUACAAGAUGGUGUCGUACUUGUGCCUCCAGACCUUCCAACAUCGAAAGCAUUUCAAAAUCGACAUAUGGCAGGAGGUCUACGACAAGAUGUAAACAUGCAAGCAGUGAAUUUGAGUAAUAUGAAAAAUUUAAUUGAUUGGAUCAAACAAUCGAACCUUGACCCGUACGAUCCUGAAAAUGCGUUCUUGAUAAAUCUAAUGAAAGAUUAUAUGGGUACGCAUGGUGAUGCACGAUUCGAAAUCAAUGCUUUGCAACAUUUUCGUUUGUGGAUUGAUGAAAAUGACGAGACUGAACAGCAACGAAAACAAAUGGAAAUGGAUAAUUCACUUCGAUUCAAGCUUUUGCAAGCGCGAAAAGAAAAUCUACCAGAUUUUCGCGAUUAUAAACACGUACCACCAUACGACUAUCUCGUUCGGAAAGAACAUGGUGUUUUUAAGAGUUUUAUGGCACGUCGUCAUGAAACAGUUGAAGCAGAUGGUAUUGAACAACAACUUCAAGAAAAACGACAGACACAUAUCGAUGCUGUACGACGCCAGGGAGAAAGACAAUUGAGAAAGAUGCGUGAACAAGUCCUAGCUCGUUUUGCGUUAACAUCAGCUCGAAAAUCUUACCAACAAAUGGUUGUCGAAGAGACUGUACCAAACAUUCAGGCUCUCAGUGGUUUCUUGUCUAAACUGUAUAUUGAACCAACACGUCCACUGUAUCCUGUUAAACGUCGUACCGAGCAGAAGAAAGUAACCAAUUUAGCUGUUGCAGCUAAUCGAGAUGUAUUUAUCUUGGUGAAUUUAAUUGGUGCGAUUGAUUUACCUAUUCGACGUGAAGCGCUCGAAAGUGAGAGAGCAAAAACAUCUAAUCGAACAAGAGUGAAUGCAGAUCGAACAACACUUGUUCGUCCUUAUGUCGAAAUACAAUUUCAAAAGAAAACAUAUCGAACAAGUACAGUCGAAGGACCCAAUCCUAGUUGGAAUGAAGAACUACGUAUACCCUUCAGGUAA
Molecule: messenger RNA, 3765 nt
Organism: Adineta ricciae
Lineage: Eukaryota; Metazoa; Rotifera; Eurotatoria; Adinetida; Adinetidae
Source: the annotation of a GenBank genome assembly